This is a messenger RNA of Dipodomys ordii (Ord's kangaroo rat), 2414 nucleotides long. It is a transcript of the gene Natd1, whose product is annotated as N-acetyltransferase domain containing 1. The transcript has 4 exons. The record is from RefSeq and is a predicted model, not a curated record. NCBI's taxonomy places the organism in Eukaryota, Metazoa, Chordata, Mammalia, Rodentia, Heteromyidae. Bases 1 to 399 code for a protein of 132 amino acids.
AUGGCUACGGGCGGGCGGCCCGGACGCAGUAGAGGAGCUGAGGCGGUCCCAGAGACCCGCUGCAUCCGCCCCGCCCCCGGACGCCCCCACCCCUCCGCCCGGGUGGCGCGCUGCGUGGGCGCGUCCCGUGUACGUAAUCUGGAAAAACCCGGAGAUCCCGAGGGAUGCCAUGACCGGGCCGUCCUUCUGUACGAGUAUGUAGGCAAGCGGAUCGUAGACCUGCAGCACACGGAGGUCCCUGAUGCCUACCGCGGGCGUGGCAUCGCCAAGCACCUGGCCAAGGCUGCCCUGGACUUUGUGGUGGAGGAGGACCUGAAGGCCCACCUCACCUGCUGGUACAUCCAGAAGUACGUCAAGGAGAACCCACUGCCGCAGUACUUGGAACGCCUGCAGCCAUGACCCUGGCAGGCGGGAGCGCCCCCUGCUGGCCUUCCACACGGACCCCACCCAGCUGUGUGCUCUCAGGACCCUGCUCCCCCUGGGACCAGGCUCAGAGUUAUUUUUGUAAGGACGGUCAGCUGCAGACCUAUAUCUGGGUUCCUGGGGCUGCUGGCAAAGGAUUCAGAGCGAUCCAGGGACCCAGGCAAAUUGCAGGCCAGCAGCUGUGGUCCCUACAGAGCUUCUCAGAGGCCUUCUGCCCUGGCCAAGCAGGAUCCCUGCUCCUUGAUCAGCAGAGGCCAGGGUGGGGCCCGGGCACCACUUCCUGGGCUGUGUCUUUCCUACAAGUGAGGAGGAUGCUCUCACUGGAGCCAAGAGGAGCAACAAGAAAACCUCGUGUGCCAACUCCAAGGGUGGUAGCGCCGAGCUUCACCUGCGCCAGCGCUGCCUCUUCUUCUCAGACCUCAGUGCCCUGGCCCAGCAGUGUAGACAUGGCGGAGGGUGACACUCCCUCACAUGGGAGAUAAAGUAGUGGACGGAGCUCUGGCUCAACAUACACAUGAACAUACGUGAACACAUGUGCAGGAGGUGGAGACAGACUAGGGGGCAGUGAAUGUCUUCCUUUCCUUGGUACCGUCAUCUAUUACCAUCUUCUGUAUCAGCUCUGUAGGAAACCUUGGUCCCUGUCCCAGCUCCCUCUGGGCCUGACAGGCAUUGCAGCAUCCCUGCAUUCUCUGGCUGUUUUUUUUUUUUUUUCUUUUGGCCAUCCCUACCUGGGUUUUCUCAGCGGGAUUGCCUUGGAACUGGGAGAGGGAGGGAGACGCACCAUCUUGCAUCACCCAAAAGGAAGAAGCAUGUCAGCCCAAGGGAUCUCUUUGCUACCAUCAGAUGUUAGAGCACCUGUGGCGAGCACAUUCUGUUCCCUGACUUGACUUCAGACCCUUCUCCUACCCACUGCCCUUGGUGACAACCUGGGCAAUGCACCAAACUCACCUUGGUGCUAUGGGACCUGCCCAGCGGGGCCUAGUGGUGUCUCUGUAGAGGCUGCUCAGGUCUCUGAGGUCUGACCUCGUGCCCUGCCCCCUAUAGAGGUCAAAUCUGAUCCUGCUCUCAAGGGCUGGCAGAGGACCCCAGGAGCUAAGGUCCCUUACAGGUUGCAGUACCAGUAGUCAAUCCCUGGGGGUGAAUUACACCUUCCAAGAUUGAGGGCACCCGAGGCUGGGCUCUUGUUCCCAGAGGCUGCUGGGACAUCCUAUGUCUCCCUCUCCCAGUACAGGGGCUCAGGGAAGUAGAUGCUGGGAUACUGGUCACCUGGGGAGUGGCAUACCCCAGGACCUCUGGCCUUUUUGCUGUUGCCUAUCUGGGCUUUCUCGGGUCACCUUGGGACUAGGGGUAGGAGGGAGGUCCAUUGUCAUCCAAACCUCCAUGGUAACCCCUCUCUUUGGUGUUGGGUUAGCCUGGAAGUGACGUUUCCACUCACCUCCUCACUCUCCAAUCUCAGCUUCAAGACCCCCACUCUCUCCCCAGCUAUAGCCACUCAGGGGCCCAUACACCUGCACAGAUACCCUCCCACACCCAGAUCUGCACCAAGAGGCCUGUGGGUCCCUGAGCCCCACCACUGUGAGUCACUGGCUUGGGCCAGCAUGGUUGCCUUCCCAAGCACCCCACUGCAUCCUAGCCUAGCCCGACUGUCCCCCCAAACCUGAGAUUGCAUGCUGGGUUCUGACCACAGGUGACUCCUGUGGUGGGCCUGCGUCCAUAACACAGUACUUGAAGAAGGGACCUUGGGCCUGGGAAAAGCAGCAGGGGCUUCCUCAGUGGGUUUGUCCCAAGUUCCUGCGGGGGUGACCUAGACAUCCUCACCGCCUCGGCUGCCUUAAAGUCCCACUGAUACCAUUCUGGGGGCUCCACAGGGCUGUGCUGGCCUGAUCUGGUUAUUGAAGUGGCAGUAACCACAAGUCCUGGUCACCCUGGAGCCCAGCCCCAUCUCAGCCCACACUGCCCAACCUGGUCCCUCUGGUGCUACCCGCCCCCCC